AUGACCCCACCGCGCUGGAUCCACGGGCGAUCGGCUGGGCAGCAGAAACGGGACCCAGCCUGGACUGCGGAGGGAACAAGAGCCAAGGGACUGGAAGCCCGGCCUCGCCAGCCCCGCGCGGAAGAUCGCAGCGGGACUCCGGCGCCCUCUAACCACCUCGAACCCCGGGGACCCGCCAGCGUUCCGGGACACCGCCACCACUCCCGCGGAGUCCGGGGCGGGUGCUCGCUCCGCAAGGACCCCUCUCUCCACCCACCACCCGCUCGAAGCUCCACGGAUCAACGCCCCGGUCGCUGUCCCCUCCCCAUCGGCGACCCCAGCCCGCGCCACCGCCGCCCGCCAGCGCGCACCUCACUCACCGCCACGCGCGCCGCCAGUCGAGCCGAGAGGUCUGAGCAGACGGAGCUGGCUGGCGGACUGGCUGGAAGGCGGCGGGGAGGGGCGCCCGAAGGCGGGGGGCGGGGCGCUCCGGCUCCCUCUUCCGGCUUGUCCCCGCCUCUACGCGCCGCCUGGACCCGAUCCUCGCCACUCGCGGGGGGCCGCCUCCCCCAAGCUAGAAACCCCACCAGGGACCUGCGACCCUCUGGCUUCUGCCCUUCCCCUCCACCGUUCCGAUCUCCCGCUACCCUCGGAACACCCCCUGACGACACCCCCAGACCCCGCUUACUCCCUGGAACCCUCCAGUUUCAGCCCAGACCCCACUCUCCCCAGGGAGAGUGUCUCCCCUUUCGGGUUCUGCUCCCCGCCACGUGCCCGCACAACCUUGAACUCCCCUCCUGA
Molecule: messenger RNA, 780 nt
Organism: Rangifer tarandus platyrhynchus (Svalbard reindeer)
Lineage: Eukaryota; Metazoa; Chordata; Mammalia; Artiodactyla; Cervidae
Source: the annotation of a GenBank genome assembly